This is a messenger RNA of Galendromus occidentalis (western predatory mite), 1083 nucleotides long. Its product is annotated as protein XRP2. The record is from RefSeq and is a predicted model, not a curated record. NCBI's taxonomy places the organism in Eukaryota, Metazoa, Arthropoda, Arachnida, Mesostigmata, Phytoseiidae. Gene Ontology annotation, biological process: post-Golgi vesicle-mediated transport. Gene Ontology annotation, molecular function: GTPase activator activity. The coding region runs from base 55 to 1083 and encodes 342 amino acids. The transcript has 7 exons. Gene Ontology annotation, cellular component: periciliary membrane compartment; cilium.
GUGAGCUGAAGAUUCCUGUUUGGUCGACCUGUAGUAUGUAGACCCUGGGCAGCAAUGGGUUGUAUAUGUGGUAAACUGUGUCGGAAAGGAGCAAAAAGCGACACGGUGGCGUCCGUCGACAAGGAGCCUCGGACGCAGUACUCUUGGGAAAUGUCGAGAGCCAAUAUCGACCCCAAAGACUUCACUAUCGAACAGCUCAAAGAUGAACUCGUCGUUCGCAAAUCCGGAAGCAUUAAUGGCCAGCAGUUUAUUGUGCAGGACUGCCAGGACUGUAGAAUUCUACUCCUGGAUCACAUGAAUGUCGUCACGAUAGACGAUUGCAAAAACUGUCAGAUCGUACUCGGGCCGACCCGCGGCUCGGUGUUCAUUCGGAAUUCGGAGAAUUGUCGGCUGGUAGCUUUAUGCCAGCAGUUCAGAGCCCGAGACUGUCUCAAACUGCGUGUGUCGCUCCUGUGCAGUACGCAGCCGUCAAUAGAGUUUUGCUCGGGACUCAAGUUUUCCUGCAUCCAACUGAACUACAAAGGUCUCAAAGAACAAAUUGCCGAAGCUCAACUAAAUCCAUUCAAUAACUUUUGGUAUGAGGUUUACGAUUUCACUCCAAGUCAGGUCGUGCACAACUGGACCUACAGCAAGGGAUACACGAAGGUGUUCAGCGACAUCGAAUCGGACGAACUCGAGGGUUUGGAGAUCACAGAGGACGCUGAAUCCAGCGCCGUACCAAGAGUCCACGGUACGCGAAAGUGCACUCCGAACAGCCACGACAGGGUGUUGAUCUUCAAUGGGAAGGACUGCGAAGACAAGGCAUUUAAGUGCUUGAGACUAUUAACAGAACAAGGGCACCAUCUGGUCAGGAGCUGUCGCUCGGAAAAAGAUAAGAUAGGAGCAAAUUUCGAGGCGCUACUGGGGGAAGGUUUCGCGCCGUCAACGAAAGCUCCCUUGGUCAUUCUACAUCUCACAGGAGACGUUCUCCCUGAAGGAGUUACUCAGCAGAACAACAUUCACACGUCCUGUGAUCACCGGGUGAUUUCAACAUUCUUCACAAACAACCACAGAACUCCGGCCAAUGGUACUACAGCCCACUAG